GUCCGGGUUCGCUUGCCUCGUCAGCGUCCGCGUUUUUCCUGGCCCCCCCCAACCCCCCCGGACAGGACCCCCUUGAGCUCGUCCCUCGGCUGCCACCAUGAGCGACCAAGAUCACUCCAUGGAUGAAAUGACAGCUGUGGUGAAGAUUGAAAAAGGAGUUGGUGGCAAUAAUGGGGGCAAUGGUAAUGGUGGUGGUGCCUUUUCUCAGGCUCGAAGCAGCAGCACAGGCAGUAGCAGCAGCGGUGGAGGAGGAGGAGGGCAGGAAUCCCAGCCAUCCCCUUUGGCCCUGCUGGCAGCAACUUGCAGCAGAAUUGAGUCACCCAAUGAAAACAGCAACAACUCCCAGGGCCCAAACCAGUCAGGGGGCACAGGUGAGCUUGACCUCACAGCCACACAACUUUCCCAGGGUGCCAAUGGCUGGCAGAUCAUCUCUUCCUCCUCUGGGGCUACCCCUACCUCGAAGGAACAGAGUGGCAGCAGUACCAAUGGCAACAAUGGCAGUGAGUCUUCCAAGAAUCGCACGGUCUCUGGUGGGCAGUAUGUUGUGGCUGCCACCUCCAACCUACAGAACCAGCAAGUCCUGACAGGACUGCCUGGAGUGAUGCCUAACAUUCAGUAUCAAGUAAUCCCACAGUUCCAGACCGUUGAUGGGCAACAGCUGCAAUUUGCUGCCACUGGCGCCCAAGUGCAGCAGGAUGGUUCAGGUCAGAUACAGAUCAUACCAGGUGCAAACCAACAGAUCAUCACAAAUCGAGGAAGUGGAGGCAACAUCAUUGCUGCUAUGCCAAACCUACUCCAGCAGGCUGUCCCCCUCCAAGGCCUGGCUAAUAAUGUACUCUCAGGACAGACUCAGUAUGUGACCAAUGUACCAGUGGCCCUGAAUGGGAAUAUUACCUUGCUACCUGUCAACAGCGUUUCUGCAGCUACUUUGACUCCUAGCUCUCAGGCAGUCACGAUCAGCAGCUCUGGAUCCCAGGAGAGUGGCUCACAGCCUGUCACCUCAGGGACUGCCAUCAGUUCUGCCAGUUUGGUAUCAUCACAAGCCAGUUCCAGCUCCUUUUUCACCAAUGCCAAUAGCUACUCAACAACUACUACCACCAGCAACAUGGGAAUUAUGAACUUUACCACCAGCGGAUCAGCAGGGACCAACUCUCAAAGCCAGACACCACAGAGGGUCAGUGGGCUGCAGGGAUCUGAUGCUCUGAACAUCCAGCAGAACCAGACAUCUGGAGGCUCACUGCAAGCAAGUCAACAAAAAGAGGGAGAGCAAAACCAGCAGACGCAGCAACAACAACAACAAAUUCUCAUCCAGCCUCAACUAGUUCAAGGGGGACAGGCCCUCCAGGCCCUCCAAACAGCCCCACUGUCAGGGCAGACCUUUACAACUCAAGCUAUCUCCCAGGAAACCCUCCAGAACCUUCAGCUUCAGGCAGUUCCAAACUCUGGCCCUAUCAUCAUCCGGACACCAACAGUGGGGCCCAAUGGACAGGUCAGUUGGCAGACUCUUCAGCUGCAGAACCUCCAAGUUCAGAACCCACAGGCCCAGACAAUCACCUUGGCCCCAAUGCAGGGUGUUUCCUUGGGGCAGACCAGCAGCAGCAGUACCACCCUUACACCUAUUGCCUCAGCUGCCUCCAUCCCUGCCGGCACAGUCACUGUGAAUGCUGCUCAACUCUCCUCCAUGCCUGGCCUCCAGACCAUUAACCUCAGUGCAUUGGGUGCUUCAGGAAUCCAGGUGCACCAGCUUCCAAGCCUGCCCUUGGCUAUAGCAAAUGCCUCAGGUGAUCAUGGAGCUCAGCUUGGCCUCCAUGGGGCUGGUGGUGAUGGAAUACAUGAUGACCCAACAGGAGGAGAGGAAGGAGAGAACAGCCCAGAUCCCCAACCCCAAGCUGGUCGGAGGACCCGGCGGGAAGCAUGCACCUGCCCCUACUGUAAAGAUAGUGAAGGAAGGGGCUCUGGGGAUCCUGGCAAGAAGAAGCAGCACAUUUGCCAUAUGCAAGGCUGUGGCAAAGUAUAUGGCAAAACCUCACACCUACGGGCACACUUGCGCUGGCAUACAGGCGAGAGACCAUUCAUGUGUACCUGGUCAUACUGUGGGAAGCGCUUCACACGUUCAGACGAGUUACAGAGGCACAAACGCACACACACAGGUGAGAAGAAAUUUGCCUGCCCUGAGUGUCCCAAGCGCUUCAUGAGGAGUGACCACCUGUCAAAGCAUAUUAAGACCCACCAGAAUAAGAAGGGAGGCCCAGGUGUAGCCCUAAGUGUGGGCACUUUGCCCCUGGACAGUGGGGCUGGUUCAGAAGGCAGCGGCACUGCCACCCCUUCAGCCCUCAUUACCACCAACAUGGUAGCCAUGGAGGCCAUCUGUCCAGAGGGUAUUGCCCGUCUUGCCAACAGUGGCAUCAACGUCAUGCAGGUGGCAGAUCUGCAGUCCAUUAAUAUCAGUGGCAAUGGCUUCUGAGAUCAGGCACCCGGGGCCAGAGACAUAUGGGCCAUACCCAUCAACCCUGGGAUGCAAGGUAGCAUGGGUCCAAGAGACAUGUGGGAGAGAGAGCCAUGAGGCAUUAAAAAUGCAUGGUGGUGGGAAGAAUUGGGGGAGGGAUACAAGAGAAGAGAUGGGGUCCUGGUAUCCACCUGUAUCAUCAGUACCUCCUUGAAGUGGGAAACAUUAGUGAAAAUUCUGUUGGUGCCACCCUUUGAUGAGCAUUUGUUUGACCCCAGUUUCUUAACACUUCUUACCCCAGCCUCCACUUCCUGCAUUUCCCUUCUCAGCUCCCCCAUGAUGGAUCCCCCCCGUUUCCUAAAGCCAUCAUGCCUUGAUAAAUAUAUAUGAUCAUUGAAAUACUUUUUAACAAAAAACAGAUUCUAUAUUAUAUAUAUAUAUAUAUAUAUAUAAAAGAUAUAUAGAGAUGCAUUUGCAGGGGUUGGCUGGGAGGAGGAAGGAGACCAUUCUGUGACCAAAAUAACUUGGUCAUUUUUUUUUUUAUAUUGCCUUAUUUCCUUAUGGCUGAGCCUUGUUGUGACACAUCACGAUUUUCUAUAGAUGUUGUCUUGGCUUCCCACCAGAUUAAGCAUUUAUAUGCUCUGCUUUUAGUUUAUAUAUACAUACAUAAUGUUUUCCUUUCUUAAUUUUGUCUUUUAAUUUGGGAUCAGCUUCUUGCACUCCUUCCUUGACUCAACCAUUUCUGUCUCCCCUUCUCUCACCUGAUCACUUCAUGCUUUGUUUUUGGUAGUGGUCCCUGGAUGAGGCACUUCUGUCAUUCUUUUAAAGUCCUUAGUCCCAGCAGCAGAAUAGAGAAGCCUUGAAGCUCAGGCGAAUGCUUGAGGUAGCUGUGAAGAGAGUGUUCAAAAUACUACUGACGCAGGCACCCUCUUGGCGCUGGAGAGUCAAAGGCACCUCUCUCUUCAUUAGCUGCUCUAAGCAUCAAGAAUCAGAAGUCCUUCUGUGGAAUUGUACAAGAGACCCUUUGAAGGUUAUAAUCUGGGAUCAGUUUAUAUAAACUGAAAAGAUGGUCAAAUAAUAGGUAGGGACUUUCAAUAGGUAAAUGAUGUGCUCAGAAGCGGAAGUGACUCAAGUAGUCCAGUUCAGAGGUUAGUGGAUUAUUUGGACCUUGUACAACUGUCUUCCAAGGUAGCUCUCAGCUUUGAUGUGUGGGCUUCUGAGUUCACAUUCUGAAAGGAAAUACACUUCCUCUUUUGAACAUCCCCAGUAGUUUCUUUCCCAUUAUGUUAUUAAGGAGCAUCAGCCAAUGAACCUGUUCUGGGUUUCCAUUCUGCAAAACUCCAGAGCAUGGACCAGUGGCAAGGCAGUGGUUCUUUGAUCUUUUCCCUUAACUCUUCCUUGGGUGGUUCCUAAGGGGAAAGGAAGCACACACCAUCAUGGGAAUGAUAGCCCAGAACAAAAAGAAAUCUUGUCUUACCACUGUGGUUUAUAGGAGAGAUCAGGAAAAAUCAUCCUGCUUUCUCCGUGGCCUGAUUGCUGAAGAGACUGAUCCAAAAAUUAUAGCGGCAGGGAACUCUUAGUGCACUUGGCACUGAGAUUUAAAUGCAACCAGAGUUGUCCUCAAGGCCCAGCCAUUAAAACAUUGUCUCUCUCGACCUUCUGGUAUCUUGUCAGAGAGCUUUUCACUGUGAGGAAGUGUGGAAAUGGCUGUGUGUAUGUGUGUAAUCUGUUAGGUUGGGGAUAGGUUUUCUGUUAGCCAAUACUAUAAGAGACCUGCAAUAAAAAAAUUACCCUAAUCUGAUAGAAAGUGAAGUGUUUGUGUAUGACUGUGUGUGAAUGUGUGUUUGUGCCUGUAUAUAUCUACACGCAGAUGAGAAAUUAAUAUUUGAAAUUGUUGGAAAAUAAAUUCAGAUCAAAUGCCUUUCAGGCCCAUUACCUAGAAAUCUAUCUUAAAACCUGGGUAUGUUCCUGAGGUCAUUUCUUUGCUUUUGCUAAAUUAGUUACAAUUAUGAAUGGGGGAUAUUCUACUGCACUUUUAAAAGAAGAAACUAUUUUUGUGUUUGAAAGUGAAACCAACAUCCAGAUCUAUAGCAGAGUCCUAGUUCCUUUCAUGAAUCUAUUUACCUUGACUACAAACAGAUGAUGCUAUAAUUCUACUAUAUAUUUUAUAUAAAAUCUAUCCAAAUUAGGGUUUGGGUAAGUUUGUGUUGUUGUUUAACCUGAAAUACAAUAACUUAAUAUUCUAAACAAAAGUUUACUCCAUUUGAUCUUUUCUCUGCAGACUUAAUACUGUUUUUAACACAGGAAGUAUUGCAAGGAACUUUUCCCCAGAUCAAAUUCUAUUAAUACUGAAGUAGAAGUUAUCCAUGCCCAGCCUCUUAUCGCACCCUUUGUUCCCUCUGAAAGGCAGAACUCAGAACCUGUUAUUUUAUGUGUGUAAUCAUGUUCAUAGGCAUCUUCUGGAGGAAAGGGGCAGGAUAACUCACUGAAGUGUGUAGUAUUUCGCUAGAGCAUUUCAAGGAAUGGAAUCUUCCCCAGUAUGAAGUUACUAGAUAUAAACUAGCUUAAUGAUGCUGAAGCCUACAAGCUUUUAGAAGGUUAUUUGAUGUUUUUCUCUGGAAUGGAAUGCUGGUUUACCCUCAACUCCAUUCAUUAGCAUGAGUGAAUUUAUAUCCAGUUCUUUCCACUUGCCCUAUUUCCUUCUCACCAAGGAAGCUCCGGAUCCAGUGUCUCGUUUGGCCCUAAAACUGAAGCAGCUUCUGCUUUUGUCUCCCAGCAGCAGUAAAUCACUGAGUCUUUUCCACAGGAAGUUAGGAGCCCACAUUCCUUGAGUCAGGAGUUUAUUGAUGAAAGUCCCUUUCCCUGAACUUUUUGCCAGAAGAAAUUAAUGUAACUGACAGGCUAUUCUAAAUUUUUUUCAAGAGUUGCUUUUUUAUUUAACUUUUCAAUGACCAAACCUUGUGGGGUGGGGGGUGCCCAGAGAAGUGGUAAUAUUAUUCCUUUGUCCAUUCAUGUUGCCCAGUCACAUUUAUCUGCUUAUCAUUUGACUGUCUGACUUUUUACCCAGAGCAGUAACAACCCACACCAUCUUCCUUCAGGGACUUCCCAGCUGGCACCCUGUUUGUGGGUGCUAUGCAGAAUGCAAUUUAACAGACAUUUCUCAGAGUUCAGAAUAGAUAGAACUCUUGAUCCCAGAAAGUAUAGACUGAAGUGUGGGGUAAAGAUUAUGAUUGGGGGAGGGUUAGAGACAAAGGCUGUAAAUGACUAUGGCUGAUUGAUUUUAUUUCUACUAUAUACAUAUAUAUAUUUUUUGCUUUUGUAUAUCCUAUAUAGGAAACUAAGCAUUGUAUUUUUUUAACAAAUCUGAGAAAGCACUAUGAACUGCAGAUGUUUGACUUCAGAAUAUAUUUUGUAUUGUUAAUAUCUUCGCAUUGUGUGAAUACUGGAAGCUGCAGAUCUUUGCUAGGACGCAAUAAAUUUAUAUACCUUU
Messenger RNA from Kogia breviceps (pygmy sperm whale), 5936 nucleotides. It is a transcript of the gene SP1, whose product is annotated as Sp1 transcription factor. Lineage: Eukaryota; Metazoa; Chordata; Mammalia; Artiodactyla; Physeteridae. Gene Ontology annotation, molecular function: DNA-binding transcription factor activity, RNA polymerase II-specific; RNA polymerase II cis-regulatory region sequence-specific DNA binding. The record is from RefSeq and is a predicted model, not a curated record. Gene Ontology annotation, biological process: regulation of transcription by RNA polymerase II.